Bubalus bubalis (water buffalo) is the source of this 9626-nucleotide messenger RNA. It is a transcript of the gene SMC1A, whose product is annotated as structural maintenance of chromosomes 1A. Gene Ontology annotation, molecular function: DNA binding; ATP hydrolysis activity; protein binding. The record is from RefSeq and is a predicted model, not a curated record. The transcript has 25 exons. Gene Ontology annotation, cellular component: nucleus; chromosome; cohesin complex. NCBI's taxonomy places the organism in Eukaryota, Metazoa, Chordata, Mammalia, Artiodactyla, Bovidae. Gene Ontology annotation, biological process: sister chromatid cohesion. The coding region runs from base 101 to 3802 and encodes 1233 amino acids.
CUGUCCGCCCGGCCUGCACUGCGGUGUUUCCCGCGCGGGCUAUCCCAGUUGGCGGGCGAACGGCGCGGCCUUUCUUAGCGCCGGCGGCGCUGCCGCAGUCAUGGGGUUCCUGAAGCUGAUUGAGAUCGAGAACUUUAAAUCGUACAAGGGUCGGCAGAUUAUCGGACCAUUUCAGAGGUUCACCGCCAUCAUUGGACCCAAUGGCUCUGGUAAGUCAAAUCUCAUGGAUGCCAUCAGCUUUGUGUUGGGUGAGAAAACCAGCAACCUGCGGGUAAAGACCCUAAGGGACCUGAUCCACGGAGCUCCUGUGGGCAAACCAGCAGCCAACCGAGCCUUUGUCAGCAUGGUCUACUCUGAAGAGGGUGCUGAGGACCGCACGUUUGCCCGUGUCAUUGUUGGAGGUUCCUCCGAGUACAAGAUCAACAACAAAGUGGUCCAGCUACAUGAGUACAGUGAGGAAUUAGAGAAGUUGGGCAUACUUAUCAAAGCUCGUAACUUCCUCGUCUUUCAGGGUGCUGUGGAAUCUAUUGCCAUGAAGAACCCCAAAGAGAGGACAGCUCUUUUUGAAGAGAUCAGUCGCUCUGGGGAGCUGGCCCAGGAAUAUGACAAGCGAAAAAAGGAAAUGGUAAAAGCGGAAGAGGACACACAGUUUAAUUACCAUCGCAAAAAAAACAUUGCAGCUGAACGCAAGGAGGCCAAACAGGAAAAAGAAGAGGCUGACCGCUACCAGCGCCUGAAGGAUGAGGUGGUGCGAGCUCAGGUACAGUUGCAGCUUUUCAAACUUUAUCAUAACGAAGUGGAAAUUGAGAAGCUCAACAAAGAACUGGCCUCUAAGAACAAGGAGAUAGAGAAGGACAAAAAGCGGAUGGACAAGGUAGAGGAUGAGCUGAAGGAGAAGAAGAAGGAGCUGGGCAAAAUGAUGCGGGAACAACAGCAGAUUGAGAAGGAGAUCAAGGAGAAGGACUCAGAGCUGAACCAGAAGCGGCCUCAGUACAUCAAAGCCAAGGAAAAUACUUCCCACAAAAUCAAGAAGUUGGAAGCAGCCAAAAAGUCACUACAGAAUGCUCAGAAGCAUUAUAAGAAGCGUAAAGGUGACAUGGAUGAGCUGGAAAAGGAGAUGCUGUCAGUGGAGAAAGCUCGGCAGGAGUUUGAGGAACGGAUGGAAGAGGAAAGUCAGAGUCAGGGCAGAGAUUUGACCUUGGAGGAGAAUCAGGUGAAGAAAUAUCACCGGUUGAAAGAAGAAGCCAGCAAGAGAGCAGCUACCCUGGCCCAGGAGCUGGAGAAGUUCAAUCGAGACCAGAAGGCUGACCAGGACCGGCUGGAUCUGGAAGAACGGAAGAAAGUAGAGACAGAGGCCAAGAUCAAGCAAAAGCUGCGGGAGAUUGAAGAGAAUCAGAAACGGAUUGAGAAACUAGAGGAAUACAUCACAACCAGCAAGCAGUCUCUAGAGGAACAGAAGAAACUAGAGGGGGAGCUGACAGAGGAGGUGGAGAUGGCCAAGCGGCGUAUUGAUGAGAUUAAUAAGGAGCUGAACCAGGUAAUGGAGCAGCUGGGGGAUGCCCGCAUUGACCGCCAGGAGAGCAGCCGCCAACAGCGAAAGGCAGAAAUUAUGGAAAGCAUCAAGCGCCUGUACCCUGGUUCUGUGUACGGCCGCCUCAUUGACCUCUGCCAGCCCACACAAAAGAAGUAUCAGAUUGCAGUAACCAAGGUUUUGGGCAAGAACAUGGAUGCUAUUAUUGUGGACUCAGAGAAGACAGGCCGGGACUGCAUUCAGUAUAUCAAGGAGCAGCGGGGGGAGCCUGAGACCUUCUUGCCUCUUGAUUACCUGGAGGUAAAACCUACAGAUGAGAAACUCCGGGAGCUGAAGGGGGCAAAACUGGUGAUUGAUGUGAUUCGCUAUGAGCCACCUCACAUCAAAAAGGCCCUGCAGUAUGCUUGUGGCAAUGCCCUUGUCUGUGACAAUGUGGAGGAUGCCCGCCGCAUUGCCUUUGGAGGCCACCAGCGCCACAAGACAGUGGCGCUGGAUGGGACCCUGUUCCAGAAGUCAGGGGUGAUCUCUGGCGGGGCCAGUGACCUGAAGGCCAAGGCCCGACGCUGGGAUGAGAAAGCAGUAGACAAGUUGAAAGAGAAAAAGGAGCGGUUGACAGAAGAGCUGAAGGAGCAGAUGAAGGCAAAGCGAAAAGAGGCAGAACUACGUCAGGUGCAGUCUCAGGCCCACGGACUGCAGAUGCGGCUCAAGUACUCACAGAGUGACCUAGAACAGACCAAGACACGGCAUCUGGCCCUUAAUCUGCAGGAAAAGUCCAAGCUGGAGAGUGAGCUAGCCAACUUUGGGCCUCGAAUCAAUGAUAUCAAGAGGAUCAUCCAGAGCCGAGAGAGGGAAAUGAAAGACUUAAAGGAGAAGAUGAACCAGGUAGAGGAUGAAGUAUUUGAAGAGUUUUGUCGGGAGAUUGGUGUGCGCAAUAUCCGGGAGUUUGAGGAAGAGAAGGUGAAGCGGCAGAAUGAAAUUGCCAAGAAGCGUUUGGAGUUUGAGAAUCAGAAGACUCGUUUGGGUAUCCAGUUGGAUUUUGAAAAGAACCAACUGAAGGAGGACCAGGAUAAAGUGCACAUGUGGGAGCAGACAGUGAAAAAAGAUGAAAAUGAGAUAGAAAAGCUCAAGAAGGAGGAGCAAAGACAUAUGAAGAUCAUAGAUGAGACCAUGGCCCAGCUACAAGACCUGAAGAACCAGCACCUGGCCAAGAAGUCAGAGGUGAAUGACAAGAACCACGAGAUGGAGGAGAUUCGUAAGAAACUGGGGGGCGCCAACAAGGAAAUGACCCAUUUACAGAAGGAAGUGACAGCCAUUGAGACCAAGCUUGAACAGAAGCGCAGUGACCGCCACAACCUGCUACAGGCCUGCAAGAUGCAGGACAUCAAGUUGCCACUGUCUAAGGGCACCAUGGAUGAUAUCAGUCAGGAAGAGGGUAGCUCCCAAGGGGAGGAUUCAGUGAGUGGCUCCCAACGGACUUCCAAUAUCUAUGCACGAGAGGCCCUCAUUGAGAUUGACUACGGUGACCUGUGUGAAGAUCUGAAGGAUGCCCAGGCUGAGGAGGAGAUCAAGCAGGAGAUGAACACGCUGCAGCAGAAGCUGAAUGAGCAGCAGAGUGUGCUCCAGCGUAUUGCUGCCCCCAACAUGAAGGCCAUGGAAAAGCUGGAAAGUGUCCGAGACAAGUUCCAAGAGACCUCAGACGAAUUUGAGGCAGCCCGAAAGCGAGCCAAGAAGGCCAAGCAGGCAUUUGAACAGAUCAAGAAGGAACGCUUUGACCGCUUCAAUGCCUGUUUUGAAUCGGUGGCCACCAACAUUGAUGAGAUCUACAAGGCCCUGUCUCGUAACAGCAGUGCUCAGGCGUUCCUGGGCCCUGAGAACCCUGAGGAGCCCUACUUGGAUGGCAUAAACUACAACUGUGUGGCUCCUGGCAAACGCUUCCGACCCAUGGACAACUUGUCAGGGGGGGAGAAAACAGUUGCAGCUCUGGCCCUGCUCUUUGCCAUCCACAGCUACAAGCCAGCCCCUUUCUUCGUCCUGGAUGAGAUCGAUGCUGCCCUGGAUAACACCAACAUUGGCAAGGUGGCAAAUUACAUCAAGGAGCAGUCGACUUGCAACUUCCAGGCCAUCGUCAUUUCUCUCAAGGAGGAGUUCUACACCAAGGCUGAGAGCCUCAUUGGAGUCUACCCUGAGCAAGGGGACUGUGUGAUCAGCAAAGUCCUGACCUUCGACCUCACCAAGUACCCAGAUGCCAACCCCAACCCCAAUGAGCAGUAGCAGUAGUUCUGCCCUCCUACCCAGUCUGGAUCCUUAAGCUGCCCCUCUCCCAAUCUCUGGAUAUUUGGUUCCCAACUUUCCCCUACUUCCUGUCCCUGUUUGGUAUAAUCAUGGGAUUUAGGCACUGCUAUCAAGCACGAAGAGGAACAGAGGUGAUGUUAGUUCUGGAGCAAAAAUUCCUGAGCUUCAGGGAGCAUCCUGGCCUCUAGAAGGAGGUGCUGAGCUGAGCUGAACUGAGCUGAACAGGGCCAUCUGUCCAUCCCCUUUCCUCCCUUCCAGACCUUCUCCCAUCAUCCAUAAUCAUGGGUCCUUUGGCCCCCCCUUGCAUUUUGCUUGUGUGUGGGUAUGUAUGUGUGUGUAUAUAUGUCCGCAUGUGCGUAUGUGGGUGUGCUUUCAAAAUAAUACAAAUAUUAGAGACCCAUUUUAGAAGGAGCCUAGGCUGAAUUUGAUUCCAAGAGAGCUUAGUAUGACAGCACCCCGGAGUUGGGCAGAAGUAUUCCGGACCUCAUAGGAUUCAGGCAGUUACGUGAAACUGCCCUCAUUCAUGUUUUCAUUCAUUUUGUGUGUUCAUCAGACACAUACUGAACACCUGUUUGUCAGACUCUAUGCUAGGAAUACAGAACUGAGUCAGACAUGAUCUCUACCCUCCUACUAGGAAGAUGCUAGUUCAUGAGUUCCCAUGGUUAGCUGAAUCAGGUAUAGGUGCUUUGAAUUUGAAAAGAAGACGAUCACCUCCAGGCUUUCCGGAGGUCAGUUUUGAGCUGGACCUUAAGUUGGUAGGAUUUGGUUGGGUACUAGGAGCAGAGUCUGGGCUCUGAGGACAGUUCUAGUCCCAUUUUUUAUUACUUUCUAGUUUGACGCUGGGCAAGUCAUUUGACCUUUCUGUGCCUCAGUUUCCUCAUUUAUAAAAUGGGGCUAACAGUAUUUACCUACCUCAUAGGAUUUAAUGAUGUCAAACUCCUCACUGGAGGCCUUAUCCUUGCUUAGAGUCCAGUAGAUGCCAACACCUCAGAAUACAAGUCUUCACAUGCCUAACGCCUGAGGGCUUCUGAUCCCAAUUGUUAAGGACAGAACGAGCCUCCAGAUUUGGGAGAUGGUGAAUGCUCUGGUUAUUGGAGAAUUCCAGGGCAUUGAUGGGGUUUACCUGGUAAAUGGAGGGCACAAGGAACCCUAUAGCUUAAAUCACGUAUAACUGAGUGCCUAGAUCUCAACCUGGGUUGUUAGGAGGUAGGGGAGAGGUAGCCUGGGCCACAUCCUGGCUGAAUGCGUGCGAUGUUCCUUUUGGGAAAUAACUGUUAGUUGCAGAGGCAGCUCAGUGUGCUGCCAUGAGAUCAGUCUUUGCUUCUUCACAUAUACCAUCAGACCAUCACCUUGUCCUCAUCUGUAUACUACAUUUUUGUUUUUUAAAGGUUUAGUCAAUUGUAAUUACCCAAGUAAUGAGUGAAUUUUCUUAAGAAAUUAGAUUGUUGCAAAUAAUAGUAGUCAUUCAACUACCAUUCUCCCAUCCCAUCUUAAUUGCUAUAAUGUCUGUUGUACAUCCAUACUAACUUUAAGACUUUUACAUGUGAAUUCAUUGAAUAUAUUGUGUUUAAUGCAGGUGAUAUAUUGACUCAUUCUGCAGUUUUCUUUCUUUGCUUAGCUAUAUUUUUGAGAUCUAUGCAUGUUGCUAAAUGUAGAAGCAGUUCAUCCUUUGUAAUUGUUAGGUAGAUUGCCAUUAUGUGACUCUACCACAUUUUAUUUACCCAUUUCUCAUGUGAUAGACUGUUUUCUGUUUUUGCUUUUAUAGGAUGCUAAGCAGGAGCAUUUGUGUGUGUGUGAAAACUUACCUAGGGUAGAUUCCUAGAAAUUGAAUUGCAGAGUCAUAGGCUAUGUAUACUUUUGUUUUUAAUAGAUAAUUCCAAAUUGUCCUCCCGUACUAUUUACCCAGUAUUUUUCUUGAGGUUGUCUUAGGUCUAAUACUGUAAUCUACUUUAGUUUCAUCCUAAGUAGCGAUAACCGUGAAACAAUGGGUUUGAUGUGCUAAGUAUGUAUUUUCUAAUACAUAUUAAAAGGGACAACUAUCAAGACAAAAUAAAUGUAUGUGUUCAACCAAAGAAAUCACAUACCACUUGUGGUGUGUGUGCCAUAAUUUGGGAAAAGCUGGCAUAUGUGGAAAAGCACAAUUUGGGAGUCACCCUGAUUCAAAUCCUAGCUGCAGAAACCUGAGCCCGUUAGUUCACCUCCCUGAGUCUCGGUUUCCUCAUGAAGGAAAGGAGAUAAUAUACACCUACCUUGCAACCAUGUAAGGAAGAUGAAAUAUAUCUAAAGCAAUUUGGCUAACAUCUAGAUCAUCACAGAUUUUUAAAGGUAGUAAUUGCUAUUCUUCCCACUUUACAGAUAAGGAGACUGAGGCCCAGGAAGGUGAAGUAACCCACCUACCAGGUAGCAGUGAAGGUUUGAACCCAGGCCCUCCAUCAGUCUUGUGUUUUCUCCAUUGUGAGGGUGGUUAUCAACCUUGGCUGUUCACUAGAAUCACCUGUGAAGCUUUUUCUUUUUUUUUUUUUUUCUGUCUGCACUGUGUGGCUUGCAGGAUCUCAGUUCCCCAACCAGGGAUUGAACCUGGGCCGUGGUAGUGAAAGACCGGAAUCCUGACCAUUAGGCCACCAGUGAACUCCCUCUUUUUCCUUUUUAAGAAUCAAAGCAAUAUAUACACCAGUUAGAAAAUAAAAUAUUACAGAAGGGCUUAUAAUGAAAAGCAGCAGUUCCUUGCUGCACUCCCGUGUCCAAAGGAUGUGGAGCUCCUUGCUCUGGUCCCACGCCUGGAAAUCUAAUUCAGUAGGUGUGGAUGAUAAUCUGGGUAACUAAUCCCUACCUCAUGAGGUAGAAAGCAUUACAUAAAUUGCCUCAGGCUAAGGCCCUGGCACAUAGGAACAAAAGUGCUACAAAGGAUUUAAAUCCUGAGGCUCAGAGAGGUGAGAUGACUUGUCUUGAGAUCCCAGUGGUUCCUUUGCAGAGCCUAAACUUCAACUAGGAUCUCCUCUGUUUGCCCAGUGCUUUUCUUGUGUCACACUGCCUCCUAGCCAGCUGGACCUGAGUGAAAUCCCUAGGGCUAGUUGGGGGACACUAGGAUGACUCCCUUAUGUUCUGGACCUAGUAGCCUUAGUCUGGGGACCCAAACAUGAACCAAAUCUUUAUCCUGUCCUUGAGGAGCUCAGUGUCUAGUUGGGGAGGCAAUUCAUAAACCAAUGUGAUCAGCGCUAUGACAGGAGCAUGGAUAUAGGAAGGGCAUCUAGCUUAGGUAGAGGUUCAGGGAAGACAUCCUCUAGUCUAGGAGGUGAAACCUGAGCUGAGUCUCGAAGGACUGGUAGGAAUUAGCCAGUUGAGGAGUUGGAAGGGAUUUCCAGGUAGUGGGAACAGUACGCACAAGACCUGUGGUCAAGAAACAGCCCACCAGUUCAGAAAUACUGAGCCAUAAGGUUUCCUGGGCUGGGGAAAAGUAGCAGGAAGUGAAGCUGGAGAGGUAGUCAGGAACCAGAUUUGAAGAGAGUCGUAAGAGCCUGGCUAUAGAACAGAUUUACCUCAUAGAACAGUUUGGUUCCCUAACUGGCUGUAUACCAGAAACACAUGGUGCAUCCUGGAUGACACCCCCCCCCCCACCACCACCUAAAAAUUCAGUUUUCAUAACUGGGUGGGGGCCUCAGAAUCUGGAGAGCUUAUAAAUGUGAAGAUGAAACUAGGGUGCAGCCAGGUUUGGGAACUGUGGGUUGGAGACAGCAGAGGAGACUGGAUAAGAAACAAACCCCUUUCUGGCUGGCCAGUGUGGAAGCAGAUUAGGUUAGAUGCUCAAGCUUUAUGCUCCCUUAGUUUCCCAGUUCAAUUCUCAAACUGUUUUAUAUUUGCCUAUUUUAUCUCUCCAAAUAAGCUAUAAGCCCCACAGGGGUGGGUGUGGGACUAUCUUGCUACUAGCAUACACCCAGCAAAAAGCACAGUGCCUGACCCCAAAUAGGCAUCCAAAAAAUAGUUUUUCAAUGAAUGAAUGCAUGUGUGAAGGAGAAAAUGGAGACAUAUUAGUUAGGGAAUUUGAAAGUACUAGUCUACUGAAGGGCAAGGGCAGUGGGACCGGAUUGGAGAUGAUAAGGUGUGAGCCAUUAAAGGAAGAAAUGAAGCAGACUUGGUGACUGAUUAUUGGAUGUGAAGUGUGACUGGGAGGAUAGAAUGAAUGCUGGUUAAUAGCCAAGAUUCCUACUCUGUCCUAAUCAUUCUCCUUCAUCAUCCAUCUGAAUCAGAAUCUCCUUCCAGCCUCCUCAGCAAUUAUAAUUCCUCAAGUUAAGUAAACAUUCUCUGUGUGCUGUGUGGUCUCCCCCUCCUCCCCAGCCAUUGAUUCAUUCAUUGAGUUCAAUAAAUCUUGGCUAAGCACCUCCUGUGCCCUUCCAAGGUGGGACUCUUGACUCCCUCUUUCCUACCUCAGAUGUUUUUGAGGGCUUCCCCAGAUAAGACUUACGUCCCUUAUACAGUAACCUAAAGGGAGAUACUCAAACAUCAGACCUGUAAGGGAACCUACAGACUUCGUCCAGUCCCCUCCUGAGGCUCUCAGUGGGGAAGAAACUUGCCUAGGGCCCCACUACUAGGAAAUGUAGGAGCCAGAACUGGAGCCUAAGUUCCCUUUCCACAUUGCCCCUAGAGCCUUGAUUUCUCCCAUUGCAGAUCAGAACAGGCAGAACAGGCCAAGGAGAAGGUUGGCCUUUGAGUCACUGGUACUGGACAGGCAAACAAGAAGCUUGCCAGUUACACUGCUCCCUUUUGGAAGCCCUCAGCAGACCUGCCAUGCCCACAGUCCCUUUUAAGGGAUUAAGCAUGAGUUGCCAUGCUCUGUACCAUGUGACUUCACAAUCCUGGCCACAGAUGACAAAGUUGGGAUAGUAUCUUAACUCAUGGACAGCCAGUCUCUAAGCUGGACGAUGGCCUAUUAGGUAGACUGAUGUAAGAACUCUAUCUCCUAGCCAUGGCCUGUAUGAGAUGGUAAAUGUAUGAAACAAUCAGAUCCUUUUUCAGGGAGGCUGAAUGUGAGGCAUUCAGAAGAAGUGAACAAUUAGAAUUUAGCAAGGCAGAUGUGGUGGAUGAGGGAUGUCAGAAACUGAAUAGCAAAAACAAGGAGAAAGCUGCAAAAACCAUGAGGCAUGUGAGAAUGUGGGGCCACAGGUAGCAGAAGCCAUGAAGCAGCAAGACAAUGGGCCAAAAGGACACAGAAGCCAUGAAGCAAUAGGAGCCACGAUGUAGCAGUAGCCUAGAGGAACAGAAACCAUGAGACAAAACCCUGAAUCUGUGAGAUCCACGAAGCAGCAGAAGGCUUGAACAGACAAGAUCCAUGAGGCAGCAGAAGAAAUGAGACUGCAAGAGCCCCAAGGUAGCUGCAACUGUGUGGCAGUGAGGCAGCAAGAAUCAAAGAGGCAGCAGGAUAGACCAGGCAAGCAGAAGUUACAGCACAGAGAAGCCCCCGAUUAAUUGGAGCUGAAGCCCCAGAAGCCAGGAAGCUGCAGGAGCCAGGAGGCCCAGAAGCUGUGCCCCGAAGGCCACUGGCUGGCAUGGAGGGGAGCAGAGAGAAGGUAGUCAGUAGCAGUAGGAGGAGUAUAAACACUGCCAGAAAGAAGUUGAGUCACCAUUUUGAGAAGCACUAGAGAAGGGAGCAACAGAUGCCUGCAGCUGAGGGGGUGACAAGAUAAGCCAGGCUCUAGCGCUGCUUUGGAUCAUAAACCAUUUUCAAGUUUCUGUUCUGUGAGGCUGCCUGUGUAGCUGUUUUUGUCUUCCUUAUUUCCCUGUGAAUGCUUCAAUAAAUCUCCAUCACUAA